CCCAUCUCGUCGCCCGUCCCAUCAACGCCCAAAGGAGGACGCUGCAUCCUAACAUCCCAGCCGCGAACCAGAGGCUGAUGGGGUAGCUUCCUGAGGCGUCCCUGAUUAUACCUGAGGAGAGAGAACGGGCAGGUGAAGCGUGGGGGUUUGGCUUGUGUCAGUGUGUCUAGGAAGGGGUGGAGGUGCAGAGGGCCGGCCAAGAAAUGCCAUGUGCAAGAUUAUCAAUGUCACCGAUCCCUACCCAAUCUUGCUGUUUAUGAGGAAGUUUAGCGGAAAAUACUUGGAAUAGUUUGAAUUGGUGUGUCAGUGGCUCAGUGGCAGCCCUGAGGGGUCGGUGGCGCCUCCUUGGUAUAUCCCUCUUCUCCAGGUGGCAACAGGUGAAGGAAAAUGGACGUGAAGAAAGGGGGACGCCCACCUGACGGGGGAUGGGGCUGGAUGGUGAUCGGGGGCUGCUUCACUAUUCUGAUGGUUCUCGCGAUGUGCUCCUUCUCUUACUCCAUCCUCUUCUCCGACUUCCUCCUCUCCCGCGGCACCUCCUCCACCACCAUCGCCUGGAUCUUCAACCUUCAUAUCUUCUUGUGGAACGCCAUCGGGGUGUUCACGGGGCCGCUCACCAAGGAGUUCGGGUUCAGGCGCGUCUCCUUGAGCGGUAGUUUGCUCGCGAGUUUCUUCACCUUCACCCUUACCUUCGUGGACUCCUUGUUGGGCCUGUUCGUCUCCUUCGCUUUCGUAGGAAUGUUUGGAGGUCUCGCAGCCAAGCCAUGCUACCUCCUCCUUACUAGCUACUUCGACCGCAAGCGUGGGCUAGCCAACGCCUUUUUGAUGGCCGGCGUGUGCUGUGCUCAAUUCGUUGGUCCCCCGUUCAUCCGUUACCUCCUGGUUGAGUAUGGGCGUCAGGGGACCACACUACUCCUCAGCGGCAUGGUCCUGCAGUGUGUCGUGGGCUCGGCCUUGUUCCAGCCCGUCGAGUGGCAUCUGAAGGUGGAUGAGGAGGAGGAAAACGUCGAGGAGGAGGAGGAGGACAAGGAGAAGGUGCAUGAAGGUGAUCCGGAUGCUGGAGUGACGGAUGAGAUGAGGGCGAAGGAGGCUGAGAGACGAAAGAUGCUUGGGACGAGCCUAUCCAGACGGCCCAGUGAGACUUCAAUGCUGUCCUUGGCGGUCUCUAACAUCGACCUAUCCAGUAUCCCUCCAGUGAGCCGCCGGGGGUCCAUUGCCCUUGAAGACACCACAGACAACAACAACCUCGACAAGACCGCCCACGGGUCCUCUGGGGGCGUGCGAAGGUUAAUAAAGGCGUCGGCGAGGGUCGUGAAGGAUGUGAUUUCCAAUAUGGAGAUCCUCAGGUCUCCGCGAGCUCUCAUCAUCGUGGUAGGCGGCAUGCUCUCCAUCAACGCCUACAUCAACUUCCUCAUCACGGUGCCCUUCGCUAUCCAGGGCGCCGGACACACGCUCUCGGACGCCGCCUGGUGCAUGUCCAUCGGGGCAGCGACCAACCUCGCUUCGCGCCUCAUCUCCUCCGGCCUCUCCGACCAGCCGUGGUUCAACCUCCGCUACGUCUACAUGACCGGCGCCGCCAUAAAUAGCAUCAGCAGCGCAGUGUUCGGGUUCCUGCAAGACCUGCGACUCAUCCAGGUGACCAUGGCGGUGUGGGGCCUCGGCGUGGGCAUGAACGUGUCCCUCCUCGUCCUGGCCAUGCCGCACUUCAUGGGCGUGGAAAACAUGUCGGCGAUCUUCAGCGUCAACUCCCUCAUGAUGUCCGUUUCCAUGAUCGUCUUCGGCCCGCUCUUCGGCUUUAUUAGGGACCUCACCGGGAGUUACGUCGCGAGUAUGCUGGCCAUGGGCGUGUGUGGGGGCCUGAGUGUGGUGCUGUGGUGCCUCAUGCCCGCCGCCAUGGCCUACGACGCGCGGCGGGAGGCGGAGAAGACGAGCAAGGAGUGGGCAGCGAAGGUGUGAAGAGAGAGAGAGAGAGAGAGAGAGAGAGAGAGAGAGAGAGAGAGAGAGAGAGAAUACUAAGUGCUUUCCAGAAUAGAAAUCAAUAAAAUAACAAAAUAAAAGAGAAAAAAGAUACUGAAGAAAAAAUAAAGAGAGAGAGAGAGAGAGAGAGAGAGAGAGAGAGAGAGAGAGAGAGAGAGAGAGAGAGAGAGAGAGAGAGAGAGAAAAUUAUGUAUAUAUGUAUGUAUGUGUAGUUUUAGCAUUUCCGACGUUUUAUAUUAACAGUUCCGUCUUCCUCUUUAUACGAUAUUACUAUUUAUUAUUGUUUUUUGAUAAUGAUGAAGAUAAUAAAAAAUAAUAUUCUUA
Messenger RNA from Eriocheir sinensis (Chinese mitten crab), 2298 nucleotides. Its product is annotated as monocarboxylate transporter 5-like. Gene Ontology annotation, molecular function: monocarboxylic acid transmembrane transporter activity. Bases 388 to 1953 code for a protein of 521 amino acids. The transcript has 8 exons. The record is from RefSeq and is a predicted model, not a curated record. Gene Ontology annotation, biological process: transmembrane transport; monocarboxylic acid transport. Lineage: Eukaryota; Metazoa; Arthropoda; Malacostraca; Decapoda; Varunidae.